Messenger RNA from Solea senegalensis (Senegalese sole), 3795 nucleotides. It is a transcript of the gene mybl1, whose product is annotated as v-myb avian myeloblastosis viral oncogene homolog-like 1. Bases 356 to 2662 code for a protein of 768 amino acids. The record is from RefSeq and is a predicted model, not a curated record. NCBI's taxonomy places the organism in Eukaryota, Metazoa, Chordata, Actinopteri, Pleuronectiformes, Soleidae. The transcript has 16 exons. Gene Ontology annotation, cellular component: nucleus. Gene Ontology annotation, molecular function: RNA polymerase II cis-regulatory region sequence-specific DNA binding; DNA-binding transcription factor activity, RNA polymerase II-specific. Gene Ontology annotation, biological process: regulation of DNA-templated transcription.
GAGAGUAAAACACACUGACGUAGUUAGAACACGGAGAGCACGUCUACGCUGUUAGCUUCGUGUGCUAACUGUAGUUUAUUUGAAAGGAGGAGGACGAAAAGAGACACCGCGGAGCUUUUCUUUGAGGAAAAAAAUGUUAUCGAACACGGCUUUUACCGAGUGAGAGUUGUGUUAUGGAGUGUUCAGUUAGUUAGUUAGCUCGCUAGCACAGUGAUGCUAGCUAGCGUCUCUGAAGAAACAGCCAGCGAUGACUGACAGCGACUUCUAUGGAUACAUAUCUGUCCGUGCAGGUGUUUAAAGCGCUGCCAAACACUGGUUCGUCUUCGGAAAAGGUCCCACUACCCCGCAGACUGUCAUGGACAAGGUGAAAUCACUCAGUUUUAGCAAUGAUGAGGAUGAAGAGCUGCUCUCCACUGAUCCAGAGAGUAAAGAGAAGAGCAAAGACAAAAAAACACUGUGCAAAGUAAAGUGGUCCAGAGAUGAGGACGACAAGCUGAAAAAGCUUGUCGAGCAGCAUGGGACAGAUUCCUGGAAAUUAAUUGCCACAUUUCUCCCUGGGAGGACAGAUGGCCAGUGUCAGCACCGCUGGCAGAAGGUGCUCAACCCAGAGCUGGUGAAAGGACCCUGGACAAAAGAGGAGGAUCAAAAGGUUAUUGACCUCGUACACAAGUAUGGCCCCAAACGUUGGUCGGUGAUUGCAAAGCAUCUCCAGGGGAGGAUCGGAAAGCAGUGCCGCGAAAGGUGGCACAAUCAUCUCAACCCAGAGGUGAAAAAGUCUUCAUGGACUCAAGAAGAGGAUCGAAUCAUCUACGAGGCCCACAAACGUCUGGGCAACCGCUGGGCAGAGAUCUCCAAGCUUCUUCCUGGACGGACGGAUAACUCCAUCAAGAACCACUGGAACUCAACCAUGAGGAGGAAGGUGGAGCAUGAGGGCUACCUGCAAGAAGACGGCAAGACUUUGACAUCCACACAUACAGGAGGAAAGAGACGCCAUCACAGGCUGUGUCCCCCAACAACAAUAGCAGAGCCUCAGAGCUGUGAUCACAGUCCGCCAUCGAUACCAGGACCCAGCCAGCUGGGAGGAUUCUCGUAUGAUCCUCACAGUGGACACAUGAUGGACAGUCUCCCUGAAAACUCGGGCUUCAUACCACCAUCCUGCCUGGAUGAUCCUGACAGAGAGCAAAGAAUUAAGGAGCUUGAGCUGCUGCUUAUGUCAGCAGAGAAUGAAGUCCACCGACAAGUGCAGUGCAGAGGUCCCUAUAGCUUGGAGCCGUACUCAGUUUGGUCAGACAGUGUGUCAGAAGAUACAUUAACCACAAGUAGCAGCAGCCUGGAAGAGCAGGCUGAGAGAAGGCCCUGGAGCAGCCCUGAGCUUCCUCCCGCUCCGACACAGCUUCCUGUCUCUCCCAGUAAAUUCCUGGCCGUGGAAGCCAGCACGGUUCUCUCCACCCUGCAGACCAUACCGGAGUUUGCGGAAACCAUGGAGCUCAUCGACUCUAUGUGUUUUGCUCUGCAGGACCCUGUCAUGUGGAGCGAUAUGGCCAGUUUCGACCUGUCGGAGGCAGCUACGCCACCGAGACACAAUCUGGCAGGCUACAACACUCUCCUGCAAGAGAGGACGGAGGACAGUUCCAUGGGCUACACAUUCAACAAUUCCACUGCCGUUUCAGGCCAAGAGAAAAACUGUACCUCAUUUGGUCUGGCCAGUGUCACCGCCCUGACUCCCAUCAACUCCUCCAAACCCUCCCAGACAAACACAGGGAGGAGACGGAGGAGAGAAAGGGGGGAGCCCUCCCCUCUGAGUGAAAGAACCUGUUCCUCUUUUUUGGAAAAUAAUCCAAAUUCUCCAAAGAAAACACCCACAAAAUCACUGCCGUUCACCCCAUCACGAUUCUGCAACCUGGAUAACCCUGCCCUCACCUCAACUCCCGUGUGUGGCCAAAGGUGUCUCCUUUACACACCGCUCCACAAAGAAACCACACCUAAGCACCAGAAAGAGAAUGAUGGCUCACGGACACCCAAAUUCCGUAAAACUGUAAUGAUUCCAACACCAAGGACACCGACGCCUUUCAAAAAUGCUUUGGCUGCCCAGGAGAAAAUGCACGGCCCCCUGAAGAUAGAGCCUCAGUCGUUGGCGUUGCUCGAAGAGGACAUUCGCGAAGUUCUGAAGCAGGAGACUGGAGCAGACAUCUUCCACAGAGCUGACGUCCAACCUGACUACAGAGCAUGGAAACACAAUAUGGAUGGCCCUGCAAGAAAAGUGCGCAAAUCCCUUGUUCUUGACCCAUGGGCUAAAGACGGCCUCAACGUCCAACUCUUCCAAGAGCAGCUCAACAACACGGAAAAACCAGAGGAAAAUCUCCUGACGAGCUCCUCAUUGAUCAGCCCAAUCCCCGAGCAAGAGGAGUGCAGCCACCCUUUGACAUCUGCGAGAGAGGAAUCCUCAGUCCUCCCCAUCGAACAACCCCAUCGCUUUACCAGCCUGUGUGUGAAGAAGCUCCCUGCCUCGAAAGCACCAAAGCACGCUACUGUACAGGUGAGUGAGUGGGAAGCAGUGGUUUAUGGGAAGACCGAGGACCAGCUGAUUAUGACGGAACAGGCCCGUCAAUACCUGAACCCUUACCCGUCAUCUGGCUCUACCUCAAGGGCCCUUGUGCUUUAAAGCCGUGUCCCCAUCCCCCGCUGCACUGGUAACACUACUUACCCCGUCCAUCAUCCAUCCAACAACUAAAACCUCCACUGAAUCCCGUAAGAGACAAUCCAGUGAAGACAAAUGAUUUUAUUUUUAUUUUCGAUGCAGAAAUGCACUGCCAAGUUUCAUCCACAAAAACAGUACAGCUGCUUUUUGUGGUAUUAUUUCACACAGUAAAAUCACUGCCUGAGGUUUUGGCCUGUACUCUCACCUAGCUACAUGAGCAUUUCUGUACAAACAUGAAGGAAAAAGGCUAGAUUGUUUUGUUUUCUGCACUAGUUAGUGAUGUUGAAACUACCUGCACAUACAAUAGGCUGUUAGAGAAUAGUGUUUAUUAUUAGCAGCGGCUGCUUCCGAGUUUUAUAUCGUUAAUAUAUUGUUUUAAAUAACAAGAUUUUAUGACUCACUGUGUGUCGACAUGUUAAACUGCCCCUGUUUGCUGUUGCAUCUAUAGCCUUUUAUUUUUAACACACAGACACAUACAGUAGAGAAUAUAAUGACACAAUAAUGAAGGUACACGUCUUUAUGGACAGCAGUGUUAUUGCUGAGUACUAUAUCAUGGUGGUGUGAAGGUUUUUUUUGGGGGGGAUGGAGAUGGGAAGCUGUCGUCAGUAUUGCACUACUAAGUUGAUUUUCUUUGCUGCUGAGAAAAGAGCAGUGAGUUUAAGGGCAAACUGGAUAGCACUUGUAAUGAUAUCUUUCUUUUUUAUUAUUAUUUUCUAAAAACAAAACAUUUCCUUUCCAAGGCCAUAAUGUCCGUCGAGACAUGGGUUGAAUGUAUUUCAUUGCAAUGUAACGUGUGAGAACCUCAAGAAUGGAAAAGGUACCUUUUUAUUAUGUUUAUUUCUGUUUUUUUUUUUUUAUUUAUUAUUGGACAGCUCGAAAGCUUAGAUAUUAAUAUAAAUCAGAUACCAUGAGGGUUUUUUCUUUCUUAAAGAAGUUUAACUUUAACUGACACAGCAGCCUCAAAGUAACCUAUCAACCUAAAAGUCUGUAAUGGGAAAAAAAAAUUAAUGGCCACCAUUGUUUUUGGUCACUUAGUGGCCAGUUUUCACAUCAUCAUCAGUGUUCAAUAACAGGCAAGAAGGAUUUACAUUUUUAUG